Beauveria bassiana ARSEF 2860 is the source of this 3801-nucleotide messenger RNA. RefSeq lists its product as uncharacterized. The coding region runs from base 1 to 3801 and encodes 1266 amino acids. Lineage: Eukaryota; Fungi; Ascomycota; Sordariomycetes; Hypocreales; Cordycipitaceae. The record is from RefSeq and is a predicted model, not a curated record. The transcript is spliced from 2 exons.
AUGCCAAGAUCAAAAAAGCCAGCGCGGACCGGGAAGAAGCCAGCAGAGCAGACUUUCCAAACGGGCUGGUAUACUAUCCGCCAGAUCCUGGACGAGAAGCGUGUCGCAAACAGAAUCCAAUAUCUUGUAGACUGGGACGACGACGCUAAGACCGGUGAAUCGCACGAGCCGACCUGGGUUCCGAGUUCCGACGUAACUCCCCUAGCCAAAAGUGAAUGGAAGAAUCGGAAAUCAACGACCGCCUCCAAACCGCCGUCUGCGACAUCAGUAUCCCAAACCGGCCAGACUGGUCAGUCCGAUCAGUCCCCUCGACCUGCCAAUUUCCGGCAUCUAGAGCGAACGAAAUCGAAAUCACGCGCCCGGUCUUCCUCUACUGCUUCUAGCAUUGAUGCUGGGCCCGCAAGGAAGCGCCUCCGAUAUAGUCCCAGUUCUUCCACAGAGCCUGUCCCUUCCAUUGUCUCGGCGCCUUCUCCUAGCCCUGCGGCUGAUGUCCCGGAAUUUGAGGGACCAGCUGGCGUCCAGACCGAAUUGAUCGUCGAUAUCCCAAACGCGCCAAACUUCGACCCCGCUGAAUUCUUCAGCGUUUGCGGUUCGCAAUCCACCAGCUACCCAUCGCAACCACUAAGCGAGCUUGAAGAACAGGACCAGCGUUUGGCGCUUUCUAGUCAAAUCAGCCUUCGAACUGUUCCCGACUCUCAAGACUACUCUGGGCAAACACUGUCCACCGCUUCCUUUCACAAAGUUAUCGAUAGUGCUGUCUCAUCUCUACCAGAAUCUAAUUGCGCCGUGAUUCCAGAUUCGCUGGAACAACAAGGAAAUCGCGUCGUACCAGAAUACACAGAAGACACACACGAGUGUAUUCCGGAAUCAAGUAUCCCAGCUGAAACAAAUACCGAUUCUGCCAUCCCUUCCCGUCAAAAGGACGCCAAAGAGCAGUCUUUCUCUGGUGUACCCAGAUUCAACAGUACCUCAGAUAGUUCGAAUCAGCCAGCGAAAUCGCCCCAAAUCACAGCUCGUGAUUCUCUCCCAGCUAGCAUAGGCGAAGCGCCCGAAUUUCUCACCCAGAUCGAAAUACCCGAACACUCUACGCUUCUCACAAGCUCGCCUCAUCCAGGACAGCCAUCCGCACCACUGAGCCAGGCCGCCACAAGUCCGCCUCAAGCCAGUCACCAAGCCUCGCACGACGCUCAAGUCGUUCCUAAUUUCUUUGAUACCGUAUUAGAACGAGCUUUAGACAGCAAAGAGACCAACAAUAUACCCGCGCAGGAUCCCACCCCGGAAUCACACCAUACAUAUUCCUAUAUUCCCGACGAGAUUGAUCUAGAGGAGAUCAGUAUGGCAGACAGCACAGGCACUCAGCGGUCCGCAGUGGACGAGCUGAAUGACCUGUUUACUAUAAAUCCUACAACCGACUCUCAAGCACAGUCACACGACAGAAAUCAACCAGCAGCGACAGAAGAUGGCGCAUCUGAGAUUUUCAAGCUGCAAAACCAACCGAGUCAGAAUCCGUCAGCAAGCGUUGACUCGCUCGACCCGAACCACUGGCACCCACCUACAGUAGAGGCUGUCGACGAAUCAGACUUGACAGCUUCAACUAGUGGGAUCGCUUUCAAUACUCAGCCGGAUACACAUGCGCAGUUGCUCAUACCUAUGUAUUCUCACGAAGGACUGCCUGGUACCAUCUCACCAUCAGAAAUAUUGGCAUCUGCUGGAGCGGUGUCGGAUGGUAACGCGAGCCCGAUCCUUGAACCACCGGGAGUGAUCCCAGCUGCUGUUUUUGGAAGCUCUGCUGAACCCAUAAUCGCGGGACAGCAAUCGCCAGGCUCGCCGUCAUCAUCUGCCACAAGCGACGACCCCGUUUUGAUGCAUCAUCUCAUCACAUUGCCGUUCCAAGCCAGCUUGCGGCCCCAAUAUGAUGACAUCCUGCUUGCGCAUAGAAAGCACGUCAAGGAAUUCUCUGAAGUCUUCAGCAACGAAGAGUACGUCGAGCCGAACCACAGUCUCGUCCAAAAGAUUGACGAGCUAUUUUGCGCUCUUCGCAAUAUCUGCGACUACCCUCAAGACCUUAUUGGGACGUCACUUGAAAAGCUGUCGCCGCCUGACCAGGUGAAAUAUGCCUGUGACGCCAACCCAAAAUUCAGUUUCGUCUUUGAGCUUCUACAAGGCAUAGAGACUAACAUUCGCGUCCUCAUUGUCGCCCAGUCUGUGGAGCUUCUACGGCUUUUGGCACAUGUUGCGGCAACGCUGGAUAUUGAUUGUUCUGCACGAGCGCUCGAAUCAUUGCACAACGUAUCGAAUAACUCUGCGUGUAAUGUAACGCUGGCAUUACCGAACGACGAAUUUGACAUUGAUGAAUUUGAGGUUGUCAUUGGCUUUGAUCACUCGUUCGGUAGCUCCCCAGUAGCGCAGGCUUUAUUACGAGAAGGGCAAGCAGUACGCCCGCCAAUGGUGCUCACCCUUGUUACUACCCACUCUAUCGAGCAUAUUGACCGGCAACUACAGGGAGAACUGAACCCUCUGGAAAGACGGAAUGCUCUGCUGGCGAGCAUUGUCAAUGCCAGGAAGCUUACUAGUGACCCCGACCCCGGGUACCCUGAACCCCACUCAAUUGCGACUAUGUUUUACGAAUUUCUGAACGGAGCUGCUGAAGAAGUGUUUUGGGACCCUAUUUCACUGCCAGAGGAUGUGCUCGAUAUCUAUAUGAGCUCGCAGUCGCAGUCGCAGUCGCAACAGCCUGCAGUGGCCGAGACCGAAAGUAGUCGCAAGCGCAAGCUUGAUGAUGGCAACGAAGAAGAGGUGAAGAGGAUGCGCUCCACUUUCAAGGAAUCCUCGGCCAACAAAGAAGAAGUACCUCUGCCUGACGAUGUGCGCAUGCUCCUUGACUCUGUAUCAGCGGCAGGUCAAGCUCUGCCCGGUUCACGGGUGUCGAUUCGAGUUUCACUUUCGGUGCUGCAGGCAAUCGCUGAAGAGAUGUCUGAGCUUGAGCGGCGAGCUGCGGCAAGUGACAAGGAGGCCCAAUAUAAGAGUGUUAUCGAGAGCCUAGAAGCACGUCUAAAGGAAUAUGAGCGAACCUCUGGCAAGACUUAUCAGGCAUAUCGAGCAGCAGUCGAAGAGCGCACCAAGUUCGAAAAAGAAAGGACGAAGGCAGAUGCGGCGCUACGAUCGGCACAGGAAGCAGCUGAAAAAGAGAACACAAAAUUGCAGACCAAGAUCGGCGAGCUAGAAGUCACCGUUUCACGGCUUGUGUCGGAUAGCGCGGAAGCGAAUCCACUAGCAGCUUCGGAGAAACUGCUCACGGAAACUCAGGAUACGGUGAAGCGUCUCGAAAAGCGUCUCGAGAAUGCGACACAGGAUGGCGAAUAUGCCAAGAAUGCAUAUCAAGAAGCAUCUAGCGCGGCGACGGUAUUGCAAACGGAGAAUAAGGAGCUCAAGACGCAGAAUGAGAAGCUGCUCCAGCGCAGCUCGGAGAACGUGACCAAGAUCCACGAAAUUCAGAGCGAGUCAAUGGCCAAGGUGUAUCUGCAACAGAUUUCAGAGCUCAGGACUCAGUUGCGCGAGCGCGAGACGGAGCUGGAUCGCACAAGGGAGGAGCUGCGGCAGGCGAGGACGCGCCGGGAGACGCGGCAGGCCAGUGUACCGCGCAGUCCUCGCAUGGGCCUGAUGAGUCCCCGCAUUGGAUGGUCGUACGUAAACCCGGCGAGUCGGGGCACAAGUCCGACGGGGACGACGGAGGGGGCGGCCACGAUUGGGACUCUACCAGCCGGAAAUGGCAAUGGGCGAUGGAACCAUCUCAGAGAGUGA